This is a messenger RNA of Cynoglossus semilaevis (tongue sole), 1320 nucleotides long. RefSeq lists its product as uncharacterized. NCBI's taxonomy places the organism in Eukaryota, Metazoa, Chordata, Actinopteri, Pleuronectiformes, Cynoglossidae. The transcript has 2 exons. The coding region runs from base 363 to 866 and encodes 167 amino acids. The record is from RefSeq and is a predicted model, not a curated record.
AGAAAAAUCAGAAAAUGAGUUCUUCCACAUGGUUGUACUUCCAGCCUGGCUCCCCCACCACACACCACACACAGAAUAAGGCCACACGACUGCUUUUGUUAAUGACCAAUCAGUUGGUCUCACCUUCACCUGCUGCCAACAUUCAAGAUAAUGUGGUGCAGGUUGUCCAGUUUGAACUCUGACAUAAUCAAUUUAGAGGUUGACUUCCAAAAUCUGAGUCUCACUUAUUUGUUGCCGUCAUUGAAAUGCAGAUUAAAACAUGGAAAAAGAAAGCAAAUCUAAAACUAACAAAAAAGGAGAGUAAAAUAUAUGCAUAGUUUAUUUCAGUAAUGUAGCGUGGACACACCUAAAGAGGGUGUGAGAUGUGUCCUUAUGGCCUAAGGCAGAGUAUUCGAUGUCCAAGCAAGUAUGGGGAAAUUGUUAAGGAGAGGACGCCCACACUGUCAUCGAAUCAACAACUGGACUUUGUGGCUGCGAAGCGUGAAGAGUGGCCUGAAACUCCCCUGGAUAACAGAUAUAUAAAAAAUGCUGCUGUUCUUCCAGGUCUGAAGGAUGAGGCUCUCUCCUCUGAAGAGAGAACCUCCAGCUCUGUGGUGACCAGCCAGCCAGAGAUUCUGCUGAUCCACGGCUUCACGGUGCCAGAGUACCAGCACAUAUAUCAUUCGGUGGUGGACCCUUUGCUCCUUGAUCCUCAUGGGGAGCCCGCAGUCUACAGUCUGGAGCUGGGCCGUCACAUCAAGGAGCAGCUGUUUUCGGAGUUGGCCUACCCAACAUUUCAAAUGACAGAGCAGCCCAGUGGAAGAGUAGCAGUGUUGGAGAGGUUCUGUGUGCUUCGCUCCACACCCGUCAUAGAUAUUGAAAUUUAAAAAAGAAAAAACUGUUCUGCAAAAUGUUUACUAGCUUUGUUAAUUUGAUGUCAGGGAAGUUUACAUUUGUUUCCUCUUUAAAAGUUAGUGUGGAAUAGAGCUGCACUAUAAAAACAAAAAAAAUCUGUUCCAAAAAUGUUACUUUCUUUUGUAUGUUCUACUCUCUCAACUCAGACAGGAAAAAAAUGCAUCCCAACCUAAAUGCAGGUUUUAUUUUAGAUUCACUUUACUGUCUCUUGUCAUUUGCUGUCUGACUGUAGCUGAUUUUUUUUUUCCUCAAUGGACUUUCUGUCUACUUUUGUUAAGAUGCCUAAAUUGUAGAAAAGUCAAAUGAUGGUAAAUGUAUUUAAACAAAUACAAAUAAUCUUUAAAUAUUUUAAAUUCGCCAAUUAACAGCACAUUUUCUCAAAAGUCACUAAGAAAGAAAAAAACUACACAUUGGAAAUGCUGGGAC